Molecule: messenger RNA, 1164 nt
Organism: Aspergillus nomiae NRRL 13137
Lineage: Eukaryota; Fungi; Ascomycota; Eurotiomycetes; Eurotiales; Aspergillaceae
Product: Rieske 2Fe-2S family protein
Exons: 3
Molecular function (GO): iron ion binding; 2 iron, 2 sulfur cluster binding
Source: RefSeq, a predicted model, not a curated record
UUGCAUGUAAACCCUUCGCCUUCUUAUUCCAAUCUUGGGUCAACAAGCCUUAUCAUAUACACGAUGGCCUCUGUAUUGAAGAAUUUCCUCGGUGUCAAAGCAACCACAAAUGACAGCAUAUGCCCAGUGUCUCCGGAGAAGAGCGCAGUAAGAGCUCUUCCCGCUGUAUGGUACACAUCACUAGAGCUGUACGAGCUCGAGCGACGGGCCAUUUUCUCCAAGAGGUGGUUGCUCACCACGCACAUACUGCGGCUCCCAAGCACUGGUAGUUGGUCUCGCUACAAUAGCGCGGGAUAUCCCUUCAUUCUCAUCCGAGGCCAUGGUCGACACAUACAGGCAUUCCAUGAUAUCUGGUCUCAUGAUUUCACCGACGAGCUCGCGCAGACCCUAAUCUCGGAGCGACUUGAGGACACCAAAUUCAGAACUUUCCACGUCCAUCUGGAUGCGAAUGGAUUUGUCUGGGUCAACAUGGAUGCUGGCAAGCAGCCUGAGAUUCCGUGGGAGAAGGAUUUUAAAGGAAUCGACCUGCAGCCUCGCUUCAAGGAUUUCAACUUCGAGGACUACAUUUUUGAUCACGUCUGGGGGAUGGAUGGUCCUUAUAACUGGAAGAUUCUUGCAGAUAACUAUAAUGAGUGUUACCACUGCCCGACAGCACAUCCUGACGCGCAAGCGAUAGCCGAUCUCGAAGCCUAUUCGGUUGACACCGUGGACGGGUCUAUCGUUCACGUUGCCAACACCAAACCAGACCAGAUCGAACGGGGCCUGAAGAUCGCCAGCACCUACUAUUUCCCCAACGCGUCCAUGACGGUAACGCCGCAUUUCUUCUUCAUGCAACGAUUUGUCCCCACCUCGCCUACCACCUGCGAGAUGCGCUACGAGGUGUACCGGAAUAAAAACUCCAGCGAGGAGGAUUUCCAGUUGAUCAAUGAGAUGUAUAAGCGGAUUAUGAGUGAAGAUAAAUAUCUCUGUACUGAGGCACAGAAGAAUAUCGGGAGGGGUGUCUUUGUCAAUGGUCUGCUUCAUCCCAGAAUGGAGAAGGGACCGCUAUAUUUCCAAUCUGUUGUACGUGACCUUCUGUAUGAGCACUUUGAUCGGGAGAAAGAUGCAGGAAAGCAGAUUUGGCCUGCUGGACUUGAGGUUCCGGUGGCGGUUGAGCCCAAGUGA